ACUCCUGCGUCUCAUCUCCCUCGAGGGGGAAACGAUUAGGAGAGCCUUUGGUCGAGAAGCGAAAAGGGCAAAGAGAAUUAAGAGAGACUCGUGAUGGGUUUCUCCAAAUCGAUCGCUUUUAUUGUGCUUUUUGAUCUGUUGUGCUCGGCACGCAUCGCCAGAUCGGAUCUCGAUGGUGUCGUGGGGUUCCUGGAGAGGGCCAAGGAGCCGGAGUUCUUUGAUUGGAUGGUGGGCGUGCGGAGGAGGAUCCACGAGAACCCCGAACUCGGCUACGAGGAAUUCUCGACCAGCGAGCUUAUCAGGAAGGAGCUUGACGCCUUGGGAAUCCCUUACCUGCAUCCCGUCGCCGUCACCGGGGUUGUGGGCUACGUCGGAACCGGGAAGCCUCCGUUUGUCGCCCUCAGAGCCGACAUGGAUGCCCUUGCGAUGCAGGAGGAAGUGGAGUGGGAGCACAAGAGCAAGGUGCCUGGCAAGAUGCAUGCAUGUGGCCAUGACGCACAUGUUGCUAUUCUGCUUGGUUCUGCUAAGAUCCUUCAAGAGCAUCGUGAUGAUCUACAGGGAACUGUUGUCCUCAUUUUCCAACCUGCUGAGGAAGGAGGUGGUGGGGCCAAGAAAAUGAUAGAAGCUGGAAUUGUUGAAAAUGUUGAUGCUAUUUUUGGAUUUCAUGUGGCAGUUGAUAUACCUGUUGGCACUGUCGCGUCCAGGCCUGGCCCUAUAAUGGCUGGGAGUGGUUUUUUUGAGGCAGUUAUAAGUGGCAAGGGAGGUCAUGCUGCCAUUCCUCAGCACACAAUAGAUCCAAUUUUGGCUGCAUCAAACAUCAUUGUGAGCUUGCAGCAUCUUGUUUCUCGUGAAGCCGACCCUUUGGAUUCACAGGUAGUAACGGUGGCAAAGUUUCAAGGAGGUGGUGCAUUCAAUGUAAUUCCAGACUCGGUGACCAUCGGUGGCACCUUCCGAGCUUUUACCAAAGAAAGCUUCUAUCAACUCAAGCAGCGAAUUGAAGAGGUCAUCGUUGCACAAGCAUCGGUGCAGAGGUGCAGUGCGAGUGUUGACUUUCUCAACAAAGAUCGUCCCUUCUUCCCUGUUACAGUCAAUAGCAAGGAUCUUCAUGGGCAUUUCCAGAAGGUGGCGGCGAAGAUGCUUGGGGUCAGCAACGUAGUAGAUAGGAAGCCUGUAAUGGGAGCUGAAGACUUUGCAUUAUUCGGUGAGGUCAUCCCUGCUGCUUAUUAUUACUUUGUUGGGAUGGUGAAUGAGACGCAAGGGCCGAUGUACCCCGCACACUCACCAUACUUCACCAUCAAUGAGGCUGCACUCCCUUAUGGUGCAGCCCUUCAUGCCUCUCUGGCAAUGAGCUAUCUGUCUGAAAAGCACACUCCUUUGUCAUCCACGGAGAAAGUUCAUGAUGAACUCUGAAUUAACUUUUCACGGCUCUUCAUGAGCUAUGUUUAGGUGGAUUAUGUUGUAUAUCUAGUUCGACCGGAUACGUUCUGAUGUGUUUACUGCAUAUUAUUAUUAUCUUUAAGUUAGACGAGUCAUUUUUAUCUCA
Molecule: messenger RNA, 1543 nt
Organism: Musa acuminata AAA Group (dessert banana)
Lineage: Eukaryota; Viridiplantae; Streptophyta; Magnoliopsida; Zingiberales; Musaceae
Product: IAA-amino acid hydrolase ILR1-like 1
Exons: 5
Coding region: 94-1410 (438 amino acids)
Biological process (GO): auxin metabolic process
Cellular component (GO): endoplasmic reticulum
Molecular function (GO): IAA-Ala conjugate hydrolase activity
Source: RefSeq, a predicted model, not a curated record